Synchiropus splendidus (mandarinfish) is the source of this 5573-nucleotide messenger RNA. It is a transcript of the gene marchf4b, whose product is annotated as membrane associated ring-CH-type finger 4b. NCBI's taxonomy places the organism in Eukaryota, Metazoa, Chordata, Actinopteri, Syngnathiformes, Callionymidae. Gene Ontology annotation, molecular function: ubiquitin-protein transferase activity; zinc ion binding. Gene Ontology annotation, biological process: protein ubiquitination. The record is from RefSeq and is a predicted model, not a curated record. The coding region runs from base 726 to 1841 and encodes 371 amino acids. The transcript has 4 exons.
GAGCUGUCCCAGCGAUCAUGGUGCUGAAGCUGCAGCACCGACUCGCAGCCAAUAGUCGCAGGAGGAUGCGAGACCAAAGAUGCUCUCGUCCAUAGCAGGACGGUCCGACAGUCGUGAUGGAUUGUACCAGUCGGUUCCGAACCUUUUCGCUCGGUCAUGGGAAACGGGGACGCGAGACUGGCGGACACCUGCUCUCGAUCUGCAGUCCGUCUGAGGGCUUAGGGGGGAGAAUGGAAGUGUAGAAAUCCGCUCCCGCCAGGUAGACGCGUUAUCCACGGCAAAGAUCUGCCUUAACCCCCCGGAAGACAGCGGGACUCAACGUGACAGUCGACGGUUUUGCACCUCAAGAUAAAGCUGACUCUUUUGUUGUCUAUUUCUGUCCAUUGUAGCGAAGGAAGAUUGGACUGUUGAGCUGAGGAUCUGGAGGGAGAAGCCUGUCUGGAUAGUUUGGAUCACUAGUAAGGCCAUGGAACACUGGAGCAAUAUCCUUAUUACUUGAAUGCAGAUUCCUAUCAAUCCAAUAUCUGACUUUCUUCUUGAAUAUCUUGAAAUUAAUGGCUUCAGACACUUGUUUGCAUGGAUGGGAUUUGACUACUUUCUGGAUUUCUAUUCCUCUGGGGACAGGGUGAACUGUCGGAUUACAUGAACAGAGAGCGCGUCCACAGUUGGGUUGUCACUGGGCAAGUUCGAUGCCGGAAUCCGGCUGCAGCUGAGCGCACAAGGGGAUGCUGAAGAACCGCUGCUGCGUCCUGCUGAGUGACCUGAGGCUGCUCCUGCUGGGGCCACCGCCAACCCCGCUGGCUUCGCCGACCCCCAUGAGCGGCCAAGCCUCCGAGAGCCAUGAGGCAGGAGCCGCCGACCCCGACAACAACAACACGCUGACUCGCGGCCACCAGGGUUCCGAGGAGCAGAGCGGCGCGCCGGCGGCAGCGCCCUGUGCGGAUGCGGCAGAGCUGGUGAGCGCGCCGCGCGGCUGCAGCAGCUCCUCCGACGACUGCUCGAAGGGCAAACCCGAGGAAAGAUUCUCCCUCACCAGCUACACCGAGAGCGGAUUCAGGACGCCCGUGUGCCGGAUCUGCUUCCAGGGACCAGAACAGGGGGAGCUGCUGAGCCCAUGUCGCUGCAGCGGGUCAGUGCGCUGCACCCACCACCCCUGCCUCAUCAAGUGGAUCAGUGAGAGGGGGUCCUGGGCCUGUGAGCUCUGCUAUUACAAGUAUCAGGUCAUUGCCAUCAGCACAAAGAACCCACUUCAGUGGCAGGCCAUCUCGCUCACGGUCAUCGAGAAAGUGCAGAUCGCGGCGGCCCUCUUGGGCUCCGUGUUUCUGAUGGCCAGCAUCUCCUGGUUGAUCUGGUCCUCCUUCAGCCCGUCGGCACACUGGCAGCGCCAAGAUCUGCUCUUCCAGAUCUGCUACGGCAUGUACGGCUUCAUGGACGUGGUCUGCAUAGCACUGAUCAUCCACGAGGGGCCGUCUGUGUUCCGCAUCUUUCACCGCUGGCAAGCCGUCAACCAGCAGUGGAAGGUCCUGAACUACGACAAAUCCAUGGACAGCCUGGACCUGAAGGAGGGGGCAGAGGACAGGACUCAGGUGGAGGCUUCUCUUGCCACCCAGUCUGGGCUGGGGCUGUCCACCUCCACCUCCUCCAUGGCAGGAGCUGAGGGCUCCACCUCCACUGCCGUGGCACCGGCGACUCAAGAAGCGCUGAACAGCAGCGGCGCAGGGCCCGAGCAACACUCUCCGUACAACAUCCUCCAGUUUCUCAGCAACCUUCGGCAACAGGAGCCUCGCAGAGAAGCCAGCAAUAGCACACGAGAAGUGGUGAUGAGAGUCACCACCGUCUGAUGACGACCACGUCAAGGCCUUAACUCACGUGGAGGAGAACCUUCACCAGCCAGCGGACAGUCCAGACUCACACUGCUCCGGGUUCAUCUUUUUCUUCUUUGUAUUCAAAUGCAUCUCUGAUGUUCCGACAUGAAUAAAAGCUCAACUCUUUCACCACUGGGGAAUUAUUCCGCCAACCUGGGUGAGAGGCACGGCUCACAGCAGGCUGCCCACGACAUACUGACGCAUGACCAGCCGCAGUCGGUACCAACAGAACCAGCCUCCAGGGCCACACACACACACACACACACAUAUUCAUCUUUCGUUUGGAUAUUCUAUCUCAUUCCACUUCGGUUCCAUUCAAAAAAAAGUUUGAUUUUGUAUUGUACUUAUCUUUUUUCAAGUUUAAUAAAAAAGAAAACACAUUUAAUUUCAUAAAUCACUAUCAGUAGGCAUUAUUUUUAAGUAACUCCAGGGAUGCAUUCAUAGUUAAUAAAACAAUUUUUUUUAAACCAUUUUAUUUUUUUUUUAAGGUUAUUCACGCGUGUUCUUGGACAACCAAAGUGUCCAGAAUUUGAUCAAGAUGUGAAGGAUCCAUCUUACCAGAUGUUCUUUAACUCAAACACUUCUUCACUUCACCCACCACUAAACACCAAUAAACCCAAUAAUGGCUCCCAAAAAGGCAAAGUUUGCCUGCUGUUCACUGACCACUAAGAAGUGGAUCACUCCUGCUCUUACUCAAAGAGAGACAUUAUACACUGCUGAGCUAAUGUGGUUUGCGAGAAAUUUGUAAAAUGAGCCGAGGUUUGACAGUUCAAACCUUGGAAAGCCUGCGGUGUGGUGCGGCAUGAUUUGGAAAAUAGGUGCGUUUGGGGAAUUUAAAAAGUUCAGCUGUUGCUGUAAACCACUGGUUACCAGCCUUGUCACAACUGCGAGCUACUCGAAGAGCUGGUGACCCCAAGGGCUACCAUGAGUUUAGUACACAGAAGGGCCAGUGGGCGACUUCCAUUGUCUCUGUGGGUCGAGGGGCACCACGUUGGUGAGCCCUACUGCAACAAACAGGUCCUAAAUGUCGGGAACUAAUGUGAAAACAUAACAAGGUGGCAUUAAUAACAUUCUUUUGAAUGUGAGUUAUAAACCCAUGACAUUUUAAUGCUUUUCCAUGCCUGCGAUUAUGACCGUGUGACUGCGAAGUUGAGUAGCUCAAUUCGUGAUUCGUUGAAGUCAAACUACUGGAGUUGAGAAUGGAGCCUGUCGUGAUUCGAGGCGCAACUCUGUUAAGUUAAAAAACUAACCUUAAACUGUCUUUGUGACAUGCAGCGCCUGCAGUGAAAACAGCUGCCACCUCUCAAUUAAGGGGCGACAUUACACCCAAAUUCUGCAGUCACUCUGCCAGGAAACACACACCAUAACAGCGAAAGGAAAAUUAAAACUCGUGAAUAAUGCAGCUUUUUAAGAGCUUUUGUCUGAAACUUUUCUGCUGACUGGUUUGAGCCGGCGGCUCCAGCGAGCGUGGGCUUUCUCCUCAAACACCAGACGUUAUUUCUGUUUUUAGAUUUGGAUUCCGAUUAAUGAUGCACUUUAUUAUUAAUUAGCGAGAUUUGGAAACCAAAGAUAACAGACAGUUUCAAGUGUGACGUCACAUUUGAGAAGGAUUUCAUUUUCUCUAACAGCUACUGCCUUUUCUUAUCUGUUAUCGGCUCUGUUCCGGCAGCCGACGUAUUAAUAUUCACUGGCUCCUCACAGAGACCCUGAUUUGACCCCUUUUGAUUCUGCAAUUCAGAUAUGCUCUUUGAGGAGUCUUCGGCACGUGUUUCUCUUUGUUCCAUGUCCUGGAAACCCUACUUUUCCCAGAGGACUGCAGGAUACUGUUAAACUUGCUGCUGGUGGAGCGUUUUCCCUGAACACAGAAGGGUGGAAAACAUUGUCAUUUUCAUAUUUUUAACGUUCUUAAUGUUAUUAAUUGUAAAAGAUUUCACCUACAUUCCUUUAUAUUUUGACAUUUGUUAAAGUCAACACUGUAUUUCCAAGCUAGAGCCUCAUGAACUCUUGCUUCAGGGAUGUAAAACUCAAUGCUCUUCAAACCGGUUUUUUAACUUGAACUCUUCCGCCUCACAUCUCCGGAGUCAUUCAUUUCAUUAGCUCAAUCUUAUUUAAACGGCCAGCUGUUUGCUUUGUUUUUCCCCGACUCUGAUUAUCCGCUUGAUGUUUUCCAUCCCCUGUCAUUCUGAUGAGUCCUCAGAAGUUCAGUGCAUCCAGGAGAUUCUUCUGCGCUGAAUUAUUAAAGCCGGCAGGCGCUGAUAUGAAUGUGAGAGCGGAUCUCCAGAAGCGACCUGCGAGCAGCUCGGAGGUGAGACAGAGUUCAGCGUGAGUCGUCUUCCCGCUACACACACCUGAGUCGGCCUCAGAAUAAAACAGAAAAGCUUCUUUUCUCCUCAGCAAUUGAAAUAUUUAACUCAGUCGGGCCUUUUCUUUGAGAUCCUAUCUUCACUCCUGGAAAGUUAAAGCGUCAUCCUCUCAACUGCUGAACUCGCAGCGCCCCCGGUGAUAGAUUACAGCUCAUUAUGAUUUUACGCUGGAGGUUAAUAAUUAAAGACAUUUAAUCCAGAGAUCACAACUUACUGUUCCCAGCUGCAGCGCAACAGUUAACUGAGGUCAGUAGCGCGGCAUGACACUGUUUUUGGAGCUAUACACACGGGACAAACACUUCUGGUGUCUGGUGUCCAUUUGUGUGGGUGGAGGUCCUGGGGCAGACCCGGGGCACAGUGGUGACACUUCAGCCAGAGCAGGAAGGCCUGCGCCUGUGUGUGUAGUACUGGUAUGGAUCUUACCAGUACUACCCAGUAAGCUCUCUGAGUUAGCUUGUGUCUUCAACAGAACAUUUAGGAUUUACUCCACCUGUGGGACGGAAACAUAGAUGAACGAUGAUGACGUCCUCGAACAUCCGGCUCUAAAUCACCAAGUAAUAUCGCUGUGACAUUCCUUAACAUGAACAUUAGCUCAGUGAGGAUUAAAUCCACAAAUAAUUCUGGAGAUGUCGUGCGCCGGUUGUUGCAUCCCCACACACACAGAGCCGAGAAGACGGCUGAGACUCCUCCUCAGAGAUCUGAUACUAAUGCCAUCGGUCAGAUGUAACUGGAGGAAAAGUGAAGGACGAAUACCCACACUUCCUAAAAUGUCCCUGACGUAACAUUCGCACUGCUCUGAUGGCGGAGUGGAGCUCAGCUACAUGCUGUAUCUAAACUGCCAGUCAUAAGCACUGAAGUGCACAAGUUUAGUUCUCAUGAAUUCUAAUACUAUUUCACAUUCAUAUCUGCUUUUCAAAAACAUUAGUAAGGUAAAGUAACUUUUAAUAAAGCUUCAAAAACAAUUGAAGAACUAUAAAAACAGUAGACUGACUAACAUUUUCAGAUUAAGUUAACUUACCAUUCUCUUGCUGUCACGUGCGUGGUGGUCACCGAGAUCAUCGACACAUUUUCCUUCUGUAUCCUUAUAAAAAAUAAGUCCACACUUCGGACAUUGAUCAUUUUGAAGGCGCAGAAAUCUCUGCCAUAUGAAACAUUGCAAGCUGCUCAUGCGUGUCUGUUAGUGACGUGCCGACGAGGCUUCAUGAAACAGUGUCCUCAUUUUCAGAGCCCACUAGAUGGCACUCCCUGCCCUAACAUUUGAAUCACCAUUUCAAUGAAACUGAGCAUCGCUUUUGAAACAAGAGCGCCACCUAGUGAGCAGCCCCCCCACAUACAGGAAGUGUGU